AUGGCUUCUUGGGUGGAUGUGCCGGAAGGCUGCGACUUUUCCUUGGUGAACCUUCCAUAUGGUAUUUUCAGCCUCAAAAACACCAGCAGCAGCAAGAACGGCGGCCUGAGACGCAUCUGCACCGCGAUUGGGGACUGCGUUCUCGACCUCAAGGGCCUUGCCCAGGAGGGACUUCUGGCCAGCCUCGGCUUUGAUGUCACCACGCUGGAGGCCGAGACACUGAACGCAUAUGCCGCUCUCGGACGCGCCGUCCACCGCCGCGUGCGUGAGUUUUUGCAGGACCUCCUCCGGGCUGACACCGUCCUGGGCGAGCAUCUGCGCGACCACGGUGACCGCCGCCAGCGGCUGCUCGUGCCUCUGGCCGACGUAACACUGCACUUGCCCAUGGAUGUGCGCAAUUAUACAGACUUUUUCGUCGGCAUCCACCACGCUCGAGCCGGUGGCCGCAUUUUCCGGCUCAGUUCGGCGCUGACGCCCAACUACGAGCACAUCCCACUGGCGUAUACCGGCCGGGCGAGCUCGGUCGUGGUGUCUGGAACAUCCUUCCACCGUCCCAACGGGCAGUACCUGGUCGACGGCAAGCCCGUGUUUGGGCCGUCACAAAGAGUCGACUUUGAGGUCGAGUUUGGCGCGUUGAUCGCCCAAGGAAACGCGCUCGGCGAGCCUGUCAGCGUACGGGAGGCCGAGGACCAUAUUUUUGGCUUCGUGAUGCUCAACGACUGGUCGUCACGCGAUAUCCAGCGCUGGGAGUCGCAGCCACUGGGGCCACUCAACGGCAAGAAUUUCUGCUCGACCAUAUCGCCAUGGGUGGUCACGCCGGAAGCCCUCGAGCCCUACAAGACGGAACCUGUGCUGACAAACAACCCGGUCCUGCCUUACCUUGACGAGAACAACCAAGGAGAGCGCUACCACGUGUCCACGUGCAACACGCGCAACGUCAUUUUCUCGUUUGCGCAGAUGAUCGCCCACCUGACCGCUGGUGGCUGCCCGAUGCAGACAGGCGAUUUGAUCGGCAGCGGCACGCUGUCUGGCACCUCGCUUGCGGAGGCGGGCUGUCUGCUCGAAGCCACGGAGGAUGGGCAGAACCCAAUCGUGGCCUAUGCAAUUAAUGACACCGCGGAAAAGGGUCAACCGUCCGAAAAGUCCAUUCAGCGCCUGUAUCUGGAGGAUGGGGACGAGGUGGUCUUCCAUGUCGGUGUGGAUGCACCGCAAAAGGCCGAUGCCAGGGGCAUCUCCGGCAGAGUGGGCUUUGGUGCAUGCAGGGGUACAGUUUUACCGGCGCGGAAGUAA
This is a messenger RNA of Sporothrix brasiliensis 5110, 1290 nucleotides long. RefSeq names its product fumarylacetoacetase. Gene Ontology annotation, biological process: homogentisate catabolic process; L-phenylalanine catabolic process; L-tyrosine catabolic process. NCBI's taxonomy places the organism in Eukaryota, Fungi, Ascomycota, Sordariomycetes, Ophiostomatales, Ophiostomataceae. The coding region runs from base 1 to 1290 and encodes 429 amino acids. The transcript has 3 exons. Gene Ontology annotation, molecular function: fumarylacetoacetase activity. The record is from RefSeq and is a predicted model, not a curated record.